Messenger RNA from Acomys russatus (golden spiny mouse), 2462 nucleotides. RefSeq names its product suppressor of cancer cell invasion (gene Scai). Gene Ontology annotation, molecular function: transcription corepressor activity. The transcript is spliced from 18 exons. Gene Ontology annotation, cellular component: nucleus. The record is from RefSeq and is a predicted model, not a curated record. Gene Ontology annotation, biological process: DNA-templated transcription. Bases 104 to 1924 code for a protein of 606 amino acids. Lineage: Eukaryota; Metazoa; Chordata; Mammalia; Rodentia; Muridae.
GGCCCUCCUCCCGUUUCUCCGCCUACUCCAGCCUCCGCCGCUUCAGCUUCCCGAGCGAGCCCUGCGGCCACCGGAGCGUCUCCCGCGGCGGAGCAGGAGCCGGAUGGUCAGAGGAGCCCGGCAGUCCCAGCAGCCGCGGAGUCGCCUGGCCCCCAGACUGACUGGCACAGUGGAGAAACCACCUCGAAAACGGAAAAGCAGGACUGAAUUUACUCUUAAAGAAACCAUGUCUUCUGGAGGUGCUGAAGAUGACAUCCCACAGGGAGAGAGGAAGACAGUUACAGAUUUCUGUUAUCUUUUGGAUAAAUCCAAGCAGCUGUUCAAUGGAUUAAGAGAUUUGCCGCAGUAUGGACAGAAGCAAUGGCAGUCCUACUUCGGAAGAACUUUUGAUGUUUACACCAAACUCUGGAAAUUCCAGCAGCAGCAUCGACAAGUCUUGGAUAAUCGGUAUGGCUUGAAGCGGUGGCAAAUAGGAGAAAUUGCUUCCAAGAUUGGGCAGCUGUAUUACCACUAUUAUUUACGCACAUCUGAGACAAGCUAUCUGAAUGAAGCUUUCUCCUUCUACUCUGCAAUCAGACAAAGAUCAUACUACUCUCAAGUCAAUAAAGAAGACAGGCCUGAGUUGGUUGUUAAGAAACUCCGAUACUAUGCAAGAUUUAUAGUAGUAUGUCUUCUUCUUAACAAAAUGGAUGUUGUGAAAGACCUGGUAAAGGAAUUGUCUGAUGAAAUUGAAGAUUAUACUCAUCGCUUUAAUACUGAAGAUCAAGUAGAGUGGAACCUGGUGCUUCAAGAGGUAGCAGCGUUCAUUGAGGCAGACCCUGUGAUGGUGUUGAAUGACGAUAACACCAUUGUUAUCACAUCCAGUCGCCUCGCUGAAACAGGGGCCCCCCUGCUGGAGCAAGGCAUGAUUGUGGGACAGUUGUCUCUGGCUGAUGCACUCAUUAUUGGUAAUUGUAAUAAUCAGGUCAAAUUCAGUGAAUUAACUGUUGACAUGUUCCGGAUGCUGCAAGCCUUGGAGAGGGAGCCAAUGAAUUUAGCUUCCCAGAUGAAUAAACCAGGAAUACAGGAGCCAGCUGACAAGCCCACCAGACGAGAAAACCCCCACAAGUAUCUUCUCUACAAACCAACCUUCAGCCAGCUGUAUACAUUCUUAGCAGCAUCUUUUAAGGAGCUGCCUGCCAAUAGUGUGCUUCUGAUUUACCUGUCGGCCACUGGCGUUUUCCCCACAGGUCGUUCUGAUGGUGAAGGUCCUUACGACUUUGGAGGUGUUCUUACUAAUAGUAACCGGGACAUUGUAAAUGGAGAUGCGAUCCACAAACGAAAUCAGUCCCACAAGGAAAUGCACUGCCUUCAUCCUGGAGAUCUCUAUCCAUUCACAAGGAAACCCCUGUUCAUCAUUGUGGACUCCUCCAAUAGUGUUGCCUACAAGAACUUCACAAACUUGUUUGGACAGCCGCUCGUCUGCCUGCUUUCUCCCACAGCAUAUCCAAAAGCUUUGCAAGAUCAGUCUCAGCGAGGUAGCCUCUUCACUCUCUUUCUGAACAAUCCUCUAAUGGCCUUCCUAUUUGUGUCUGGAUUGUCAAGCAUGCGUAGAGGCCUGUGGGAAAAGUGUCAAGAAUAUCUUCGAAAAAUCAACCGUGAUAUUGCCCAGCUACUGACCCAUUCGCGUUCAAUAGAUCAGGCCUUCCUCCAGUUUUUUGGAGAUGAGUUUCUUCGAUUGCUUCUCACAAGGUUUGUCUUCUGUUCAGCCACCAUGAGGAUGCACAAGGCCUUUCGGGAAACUCGAAACUACCCAGAAUCCUAUCCACAACUGCCAAGGGACGAAACCGUGGAGAAUCCUCACCUCCAGAAGCACAUUUUGGAAUUGGCCACGAUUCUGGAUGUUCGAAACAUCUUCUUUGAGAAUUCUAUGGAUGACUAUUAAAACCCUCUUGUUUAACAGCUUUUCAUUUUCCACAGAUUUUAAAUGGUGCAGUUUUUUAAUGAAAUGACAGAGACAUAGUGUGUUACUUGGUUUUUAUUUUUGGAUUUAAGAACCACCAUUUUAAAAGCAAACUGAAAAAAGUUCAAACUUUUAGGGUAACUUUUAAAAUAUAAUCUUUCAAGUCUUUUAAAGUCUCAAUCUUGAAAUUUUUAUUUUUUGGUUUUGACAUUAGAUACUUACCUCCAACAUCUAAUUCUACACUGAGAUAGUUACUUUGUCACCCUAAGAAGAAUAAAUUGUUUAUUUUUACAUAAUGAGGACAAUCCAUAAGUUAUACUCGGACCUUUAAGUGUCUAGAUUUGGGAACUAAUUGUUCAUAGUGGUGAAACUGGCCACAUGGACUACUGAAAAUCAAGAGCAGAGCCCUUCUGUGGAGCUUCUUUCCACUCCACAGUAAUAAGUAGGAAAAUAAGUUACUCUCUGACGUACAAACAAAUGUCUUGAGAUCACUGAAUUUAAUUAAAUGAUGUCAAAUUAU